Messenger RNA from Thermothelomyces thermophilus ATCC 42464, 1476 nucleotides. RefSeq lists its product as uncharacterized. The record is from RefSeq and is a predicted model, not a curated record. Bases 101 to 1324 code for a protein of 407 amino acids. Lineage: Eukaryota; Fungi; Ascomycota; Sordariomycetes; Sordariales; Chaetomiaceae. The transcript has 2 exons.
GACUUCUCCAAGUCGCCGAGACCUACCUGACCUGUAACAACUCCUCCGUGAGAACUACACACUUUCUAUCAUCGCCAGCUUUCAACCGCCCACCCACACCAUGUCUUCCUCCCAGCCCGCCGCCGUCCCCUUCACCAUCGAGAACGUCCUCCCCGGCCCGCUCGCCUUCCCCUCCUCGCCGGACGUGUACCGCAUCCGCCUCCAGCGCGAGCACGCCGCCGGCAGGCCGACCAUCAAGUACCUGGCCGCGCCCAACACAGUCCGCAUCUUCACCGGCCCCGACGCCCACCACCGCCGCCUGACCAACCUCGCCUUCGACCGUGUGCCUGCAGGCGACUGGGUCGUCGGCCGGCUCUCCGCCGCCGAGGGAGGAGGAGGCGGGACCAAGCUGGAGCUCAUCUCUACCGCCGGCGCUGACGCGCUCUUGGGCCUCGGUCUCGCCAGCGCCGGGCCAGUCUGGUGCGGCACGACCGUCGACGAGGCCGACUGCGCCGAGGCGGCGCCCGCCAGCGCGCGCUGGACUACCGUGGUCGACGCGGCCGGCGCGGAAGUCCGCGUGCCCAAGCCCGCCGACCUGCAGUGCAUGGACUACGUGUCGGCGUCGGUCAUCCCCGCGCUGCAGGCCGUCGUCGCCCGCUACUACCCAGGACAGGAGGGAGAGGCGCGUGUGGUGCUCGUGUCGGACUGGUUCCCGGGCCACUGGGCGGGGAUCGAUAACGAGACACGCGCGUACCGCAUCAUACAGGAGCGGGAUCCGGGGCUGGCGCCGCGGUUCCUGGCGCAUGUCACCGAGAAUGGCUCGCGCGUGGUGGGGUUCCUGCUGGAGCAUGUGCCCGACGCGCGCGAGGCCGGGCCUGCGGACUUGGAUCGGUGCAGGGCUGUUCUGGGGAGGCUGCACGCGCUGGGGAUUGCGAAGAGGGGGCUGAGUCGGCACUCGUUCCUUGUAAAGGGGGAUGGGGAGGUAUUGGUAAGGGGGCCGUUUAAUGGGCCUCCCGAGGAGGCUAGUGAGGAGAUGUUGCGGGCAGAGAUGGAGAGCCUAGAGCGGGUUUUGGCAAAGAGCCCGUCUGAGUUUGAGGAUCAGGCCGCGAGGAUGCUGAGGCUGGCUGACCCCCAGAGGGUGAAGUUGCUAGGCGAGUUUCAGAAGGCGCAUGGCUUCGUGCUGCCGUUUGUGUACUGGUUGGAGGAGCGUGCGGGACGCAUCACCCUUACGCUCGAGGAGUAUAGCAUCCUGGCUAAGGAGUACGAGGAUAACGACUUUGCUUGGAGCAAGGAACUGCAGGAGCGGGCUGAGAAGCGGUUUGGACUGUCCGCACAGGGGAUCUGAGCUUGCCUAGGACGUUUUGGAGCAGAGUAUAGGGUUUAUUAUAAGUGUAACGGGCUGAGCCCGAUGUGGGCCUCGGCGGCUGAAGCGAUUCCUACAUUGCUUCUCGGCGUGCCCGGACCAACGUGCCUGCCCUGGUUUAUUAGCAGCCCACA